AUGAUAGUGAAAAUUACCGGUUCUCCAUAUAGAGACAAAAUCACUAUAGCAAUUCUUCAGCUGCAGGAGGAGGGGAAGCUCCACAUGAUGAAAGAGAAAUGGUGGAGAGGCAACGGCUGCCCAGAGGAGGAAAGUAAAGAGGCCAGUGCUUUGGGAGUUCAAAAUAUUGGAGGAAUCUUCAUAGUGCUGGCAGCAGGAUUAGUGCUUUCUGUCUUUGUGGCAGUGGGGGAGUUUUUAUACAAAUCUAAAAAAAAUGCACAGUUGGAAAAGAGGUCCUUCUGUAGUGCCAUGGUAGAGGAGCUAAGGAUGUCUCUGAAGUGUCAGCGUCGAUUAAAACACAAACCACAGGCCCCCGUUAUUGUGAAAACAGAAGAAGUCAUCAACAUGCAUACAUUUAACGACAGAAGGUUGCCGGGUAAAGAAACCAUGGCAUAGAGCUGGGAAGCCAAAUACCCCAAGCACAAACUGUCGUCUUUUUUCCAACCAACCUUGCGAGAAUGUUUCCUGUGGAAAUAUGCAACCUGUGCAAAAUAAAAUGAGUUACCUCAUGCCGCUGUGUCUAUGAACUAGAGACUCUGUGAUCUCAGCAGUUGCAAUGGCCAGACUCGAAUCACAAGCAUCAUGGAUCAACCAAGUUAUGCAAGGUUACACUGUUCGUCAUGGGUUUCCACCAUUCUGAGUGAAUGAAUGUUCUAUGUGAGUUUUGUGGCUGGUUUCAAAUGCAGUCUCAGUGAGAAAUUACAGGUUCCUUUUGAAGUUCAACUGUUGCCAGGAGAUAGAGAAUGGAUGUCCAAGAUUAUAUUAACCACAGAAGGAGUCUAGCAAAAGUAUUAUCUCAGUACACUAGUGGAACAAGAAACCAUAUGUUCUUCUGAACUUCCAAGCAUAGAAGAGUUGGUAACUGCUGGUAGACUGAAACUACCAUCUGAAGAGGCAAUAUGAGUUUCCUGGAUGGGAGAAAUGCUGAAGUGAAGAAAUAUGAAUCCAGUGAACAGAAGGAUAAAUAUGAGGAUGUUCAUCUGCUUUUUGGACUGUCUGUGUCACUGAACUAAGUAAAUAA
Messenger RNA from Antrostomus carolinensis (chuck-will's-widow), 1060 nucleotides. RefSeq names its product glutamate receptor ionotropic, kainate 2. Lineage: Eukaryota; Metazoa; Chordata; Aves; Caprimulgiformes; Caprimulgidae. The record is from RefSeq and is a predicted model, not a curated record. The coding region runs from base 1 to 435 and encodes 144 amino acids. The transcript is spliced from 3 exons.